AUGGGCUUCGAUUACUACGGAAUAUUGGGCAUAAAGCGGAAUUGUGCACAGAUUGAAGUGAAGAAGGCGUACCGGCGCCUCGCGCUCAAAUACAACCCGGAGCGCCACGAUAAUGACGAAAACAUGAAGAAAAUAUUCGCCCUCAUCGGAGAGGCUUAUGAAGUACUAGUAGACCAUAAAAGAAGAGCCGUUUACGACCAAUACGGAGAAGAGGGACUCAAAAGAGGAGUUCCUGGACCGAAGGAAUACAUACAACCAUACGCUUAUCACGGAGAAUCUUUGAGGACAUUCCACGAAUUCUUUGGCACUGCUAACCCGUAUGCUGAUUUACUGGAUUAUUACGAGAAUCCGCCACCAAUGUUCGAGUCGCCGUUAGGCAAAGGUUACAAAGAAAAAGAUCCAACUAUAGUUAGACCGCUAGCUUUAUCCCUCGAAGAAGUUUACAAAGGCGGUUUGAAGAAAAUGAAGAUCCAGCGAUUGGUCUUUACAGACGAAACUUGUUCAGAAUUAAAACUAAGAGAGAAGGUGCUCUCCAUUCCUAUCAAACCUGGAAUAUAUCCGAAUACUGAAAUCAAAUUCAAAGAGGAAGGCGAUCAAGGUCCUACCAGGAUACCGGCCGAUGUUAUUUUUAUUACUGAGGACCGUCCUAACGAGACCUAUGUAAGGUCGGGCCUAAGCGAUUUAUUGUACGUUCACAAUGUGUCAUUAGAAGAGGCAUUAUGUGGAUUUACUAUAACAUUGAAAACUUUGGACGACAGGGUUUUAAGAGUUAAAAUCGAUGACGUCAUCCAUCCGACGUACGAGAAGAUAAUCGAAGAUGAGGGGCUACCGGUACCGAAAUGUCCUUUGAAGGCAAAAGGAAAUUUGAUUAUCAGGUUCACCGUUACAUUCCCCGAAUAUCUGUCCACGAAAACGAAAAGUGCUUUUGAAGAAGCGUUCAGAGUGAUGGAUGAUGAAAACGAGAAGUUCGAAAAAUUGCCAUGUGGAACUAUAUCCAUUCCUUCUAUUAUUUGA
This is a messenger RNA of Amyelois transitella, 1014 nucleotides long. Its product is annotated as dnaJ homolog subfamily B member 13-like. The record is from RefSeq and is a predicted model, not a curated record. Gene Ontology annotation, molecular function: protein-folding chaperone binding. The transcript has a single exon. Lineage: Eukaryota; Metazoa; Arthropoda; Insecta; Lepidoptera; Pyralidae. Gene Ontology annotation, cellular component: cytosol. The coding region runs from base 1 to 1014 and encodes 337 amino acids.